GCUGCGCCUGCGCAUUGUGAAAUCGCGUCAGUACAUAGAAACAUGUUAUUAUAGGAAGUGGUCCAGAUUUUUAACUUGUUGAGAUUAUUUAUUUUUAUUUUUUAGUUAUUGUUUAGUUUUAUACAUAAUAUUUUUUUUAAUAAUCCACUGAGUGUUAACGCGAUGAUUCGAUCUAUAUCUGAUCUGGUUGUUAUUAGUAGUAAUUUGUGUAAAAUUAACAUUGUUAAUUACGCCAAAUACUCUUCUAGUGCGCUACCUCGCUUAUCUUCGGAAAAAUACAGCGUUAAACGAAAGAAUUACGGUGCUAUCGAAGCACCAGAUAUAAAUUAUUUCAAAUCUUUACUUAGUAAUGAUCGUGUUUUGACUGAGGAGUCUGACGUGUUACCGUUCAACAUUGAUUGGAUAAAAAAUUGUCGAGGUCAGUCGAAAGUCGUACUAAAACCAAAGACAACAGAAGAAGUAUCACAAAUUCUGUCCUACUGCAAUGACAGGAAGUUAGCUGUGUGUCCCCAAGGCGGGAACACAGGCCUCGUGGGAGGCUCUGUGCCCGUUUUUGAUGAAAUUGUUUUAAAUCUCAGCUCUAUGAACAAAAUCAUAAGUUUGGAUGAAAUAUCUGGUGCACUUGUAUGCGAAGCCGGGUGUAUCUUAGAGAAUCUGGACAAUUAUGUUCGUGACCGCAAUCUUAUAAUGCCACUUGACCUUGGAGCCAAGGGGUCAUGUCAUAUCGGGGGAAACGUGAGCACAAACGCCGGUGGCUUACGAUUGUUGAGAUAUGGGAAUCUUCAUGGCUCCAUACUGGGGAUCGAAGCUGUAAAAGCAGAUGGUACAGUGAUAGAUUGUCUACGGACCCUGAAGAAGGAUAACACGGGGUAUCAUUUAAAGCAUCUCUUCAUCGGUUCGGAAGGCACUCUUGGUGUUGUCACGAAGGUAGCCGUUCACUGCCCAGCGUUGCCUAAGUCCGUAUCUCUUGGAUACUUUGGUGUCAACUCCUUUGAAGAUGUAUUGGAGUUAUAUAAAAGCGCAAAGGAAUCGCUUGGUGAGAUAUUGUCUGCCUUCGAAAUGGCGGACAACGAGGCAAUCAGGUCGACUGUGGAAAAUUGUAAAGUUUCGAAUCCUUUAGAAGAUUACCCAUUCUAUGUGCUCAUAGAAACAAGUGGUAGUGAUGAAAGUCACGAUGAAGAGAAAUUGAAUCGAUUUUUAACUAAAGAAAUGGAAAGCGGUAAGAUUGUUGACGGGACGAUUACUUCGGAACCCGCGAAAAUGAAGAAUAUAUGGCACAUUAGAGAAAGUAUACCUAGCGCGGGUUUACUUGAUGGUUACGUGUUCAAAUACGACGUUUCUAUCCCGCUAAAGAACUACUACGACAUCGUGUUAUUACUGCGCAAGCGAUUGGGUAAUAAGAUCACGCGAGUUUACGGCUAUGGGCACAUUGGUGAUGGCAACAUCCAUAUAAAUGUCUCAACUCCAGAAUAUACAAAAGAAAUCUGUGACAUGCUGGAACCCUACAUAUUCAAGGAAGUCGCCAAGGUCAAGGGAUCUAUCAGUGCUGAACAUGGAGUUGGUUUCCGCAAACCACAAUUUAUACAUUACAGCAAAGAUGAAACGGCUUUACAGCUUAUGAGAGAUUUAAAGCAAUGUAUGGAUCCUAAUGGCAUUCUAAACCCGUAUAAGGUGUUGCCAGAUAACUAAACUCGAGUUGUUAAAUAAAACAUUUUGUAUAUUAAGUAUAAACACAUUGUCAUCGUUUUGUAUGUGAUAAUUGUUACACGUUGAAUGUUGUUUUCUGCUAUUAAAAUCCUUUCUU
Molecule: messenger RNA, 1804 nt
Organism: Pieris rapae (cabbage white)
Lineage: Eukaryota; Metazoa; Arthropoda; Insecta; Lepidoptera; Pieridae
Gene: D2hgdh
Product: D-2-hydroxyglutarate dehydrogenase, mitochondrial
Exons: 9
Coding region: 163-1689 (508 amino acids)
Cellular component (GO): mitochondrion
Molecular function (GO): catalytic activity; FAD binding
Source: RefSeq, a predicted model, not a curated record